AUGGGAUGCAGCGCUGUACAGCAGCAAACAGCAGGCGCCACUACCCAAGGACAGUGCACGACGCAAACGCAACCUCAAACGAUGGCACCGUCCGCGGCCAGCACGAUCGUGAUCGUGCGGCAGGUUCCUAACCCGCCAUCACAAGAAUCCGCCAAUCCGCCACUACCACCCCCGCCACCACCACCACCAUCGUCGCUACCUCAGCCCAAGAGUCUGAAAACGAGUCACAGUGCGCUGGUGAAAAUUCUCGAAUCCGCACCACUCAACGCUGUGAAAUCAACCACCACCCCCAGCGGCACCACACCCCCGGCCACCCCCCAACCGGUGGUGGCCCUCACGCCGAAGAUUGAUUUUUGUCCGUGGAAAAAGACAACGAUCGCCAAAGAAUGGUUGAGCGCGCAGGGUGGCGCGGGGAAGCAGCGGGAGGAGUCGGUAGUGCCACCGUCCGUGGUGGUGUUGGCACCCCGGUUAGCGGGUGACGAACAGCCACAGCAGCAGCAUCCGGACGAACAGCAGCGUGUAGUCAUUUGUGCCAUCGAAAAGAAGGAGCAGCAGCAGGACCCGAUCGCCAUGGAAGAGGAUGAAGCGAUCGAGGCUGGAUGUGAGGAGGAAGAGGAGGAAGAGGAGGAGGACGUGGAGCUAGAGGAGCGGUUGGCAAGCAAAAAGGCGCGCAGUUCGAGCAGUUCGAGCAGUUUGUGCAGUAGCAGCGGUAACAGUUCCUGCCGCAGCCGGGAAUCGUCCCUUUCGUCGGCGGCCUCCCCAGAGCCGAACAGCAGCGGCGAUGAGAGCAGCAGCAGCAGCAGCGGCCUAUCGUCCGGCGAGCGUUCGUCGUCCUCCACGUCCUCCUGCUCCUGCACCUGCUCAUCCGAUCAUCUCAUCAACGAUCUCUGCCAGCAGUUUGAGGAGAACCUCUGCGAAGAUCACGGUUUCUUCCGGCGAUCGAUACAGCAGAAGAUCCAGUACCGACCGUGCACGAAAAAUCAGCAGUGCAGCAUACUGCGAAUAAACCGCAACCGCUGCCAGUACUGCCGAUUGAAGAAGUGCAUCGCCGUCGGCAUGAGUCGUGACGAUAAAGGCUUGAGUAAAUAG
Molecule: messenger RNA, 1089 nt
Organism: Anopheles moucheti
Lineage: Eukaryota; Metazoa; Arthropoda; Insecta; Diptera; Culicidae
Product: ecdysone-induced protein 75B-like
Exons: 3
Coding region: 1-1089 (362 amino acids)
Biological process (GO): hormone-mediated signaling pathway; negative regulation of transcription by RNA polymerase II; cell differentiation
Molecular function (GO): RNA polymerase II cis-regulatory region sequence-specific DNA binding; nuclear receptor activity; zinc ion binding
Source: RefSeq, a predicted model, not a curated record